Molecule: messenger RNA, 1951 nt
Organism: Zalophus californianus (California sea lion)
Lineage: Eukaryota; Metazoa; Chordata; Mammalia; Carnivora; Otariidae
Gene: POLD2
Product: DNA polymerase delta 2, accessory subunit
Exons: 11
Coding region: 352-1761 (469 amino acids)
Biological process (GO): DNA strand elongation involved in DNA replication; DNA replication
Cellular component (GO): delta DNA polymerase complex
Molecular function (GO): DNA binding
Source: RefSeq, a predicted model, not a curated record
GAGACCGGCGGCGCGCAGCUCCGGGACGGAGGUCCUGCGUCCCGGGACCCGCGUGGCGGCGGCGGCGGCAGGGCUGGGGCUCCGGUAUCCGGGCGUGGCGGCGGGCUGGGCGGCGCUUUGCAGGGUCCCCGCUGCACGCGCCGAGCCGAAGCCAGAGCGCGGGCCGGGGCCGGCGGGGCACCUUCCGGGGCCGCGGCCCGGCUCCGCACGUUCGGGCCGGAAGUUAGUUCAGGUUCCGCCGCGGCCCAGAGCCGCGCGGCCGAACCAGGGUACGAGCGCCUGGCAGCCGUGCUGAAAAGUGACCACCUCCUCCGGGGCCCAAGCACGGGUCUGCACACGUCUAGCACAGCCAUGUUUUCGGAGCAAGCUGCCCAGAGGGCCCACACUCUCCUCUCCCCACCAUCAGCCAGCAAUGCCACCUUUGCCCGUGUGCCCGUGUCCACGUACACCAACUCCUCCCAGCCCUUCAGGCUCGGGGAGCGCAGCUUCAGCCGGCAGUACGCCCACAUUUAUGCCACCCGUCUCCUCCAAAUGAGGCCUUUCCUGGUGAGCCGGGCCAAGCAGCACUGGGGUGAUGGAGUCCAGGUGAAGAAGCUGUGUGAGCUGCAGCCUGGGGAGAAGUGCUGUGUGGUGGGGACCCUCUUCAAGGCCAUGCCGCUCCAGCCCUCCAUCCUCCGAGAGAUCAGCGAAGAGCACAACCUGCUCCCCCAGCCUCCUCGGAGCAAGUACAUCCACCCCGAAGACGAGCUGGUCUUGGAAGAUGAAUUGCAGCGCAUCAAACUAGAAGGCAGCAUUGACGCAUCAAAGCUGGUCACAGGGACAGUGCUGGCCGUGCUCGGCUCUGCAAGAGACAGCGGGAAGUUCCUGGUGGAGGACCACUGCUUUGCAGAGCUGGCUCCUCAAAAGCCCGCACCCCCCCUUGACACAGACAGGUUUGUGCUGCUGGUGUCUGGUCUGGGCCUGGGGGGAGGCGGGGGCGAGAGCCUGCUGGGCACCCAGCUGCUGGUGGACGUAGUCACGGGGCAGCUGGGGGACGAGGGGGAGCAGUGCAGCGCCGCCCACGUGUCCCGGGUCAUCCUCGCUGGGAACCUCCUGAGCUACAACACCCAGAGCAGAGAUUCCAUCAACAAGGCCAAGUACUUAACCAAGAAAACCCAGGCAGCCAGUGUGGAGGCAGUCAAAAUGCUGGAUGAGAUCCUCCUGCAGCUGAGCGCGUCAGUACCUGUGGACGUGAUGCCAGGCGAAUUUGACCCAACCAACUACACGCUCCCCCAGCAACCCCUGCACCCCUGCAUGUUCCCACUGGCCACUGCCUACUCCACCCUCCAGCUGGUCACCAAUCCCUACCAAGCCACCAUCGAUGGAGUCAGAUUCCUAGGGACAUCAGGACAAAAUGUGAGUGACAUUUUCCGGUACAGUAGCAUGGAGGAUCACUUGGAGAUCCUGGAGUGGACCCUGCGCGUCCGUCACAUCAGCCCCACAGCCCCUGACACGCUAGGUUGCUACCCUUUCUAUAAGACCGACCCAUUCAUCUUCCCGGAGUGCCCUCACGUCUACUUUUGCGGGAACACCCCCAAGUUUGGCUCUAAAAUCUUCCGAGGCCCAGAGGACCAGAGGGUGCUGUUGGUGGCCGUCCCCGACUUCAGCACCACACAGACUGCCUGCCUUGUGAAUCUGCGUAGCCUGGCCUGCCAGCCCAUCAGCUUCUCGGGCUUUGGGGCAGAGGACGAGGACUUGGGGGGCUUGGGUCUGGGCCCCUGAUUGACAGAAACCCCAGCUGUCCGUUCUUGCAACAUUGACCCCGCAGCGGCAUUUGCUUUAUAAUAAAAGCCUGAUCGGGGCACCUGGGUGGCUCAGUCCAUUGAGCAUCCGACUCUUGAUUUCGGCUCAGGUCGUGAGAUUGAGCCCCAUGUUGGGCUCUGUGCUGGGCGUGGAGUCUGCUUGAGAUUCU